UCAAAAUAAUCCACACGUUGAUGCUACCUGAAAAAUCACGUAACCCUGAUUUUCCCCUCGCUAGGCUCGAUUUACGUGACACACGUAAAAAUAAUGUGAAAGUGUACUGGCAAAAAAAUGUUUUCACGUUGAUGUUACGUGAAAAGCCUUAUGAUAUUUUUCCACUAGGGUUUUCCAUGUAGUUUUUAUGUGUUUUGAAAUGUAACUUCAACGGAACUCGAGUGCGCCAUUCGGUGAAAUUUCUACGUGAUUAUUUUAGUAUGAAAAUUGAUGGCAUUCGGUGAAGAACUGCUGCCGGACUUGUGGUCGCAAAAUUUCAUCGAAAAUGUAACAGAUGAUGUCUAGAAGAAGCAUCUUCUUUCUCGAUGGCCAUUGGCAUUCUGGCCGGUGAUAUCACCAGCGGUGACCUGAAGAACGCCUCGAAGGCGAUCCCAGGCGCAAUCUCGGUCAUCAUCCUGACGUCGAUUUCGUCCGUCGGAACGCCAAUUGUGGCCGAUAUUACUGUGGUGAUUGACGCCACCGGAAAUGUUUCAGACUUGGCCAACGGGUCGUGGAUCUAUGCCGAUUGUGCCCCGGAGAAGUACGAGUACGGAUUACACAACUCGUUCCAGGUCAUGGAGUUGGUAUCUGGUCCAAUCAUCUACGCCGAGUACGCCGAAAAACAUCUCCGCGGUCAGCAGAAUCGGCAAACUUUGACCACAUAUCAUACACAUCAUACAGUGCAGUCAUCAGUUUAUUUCCGGCAAGAGGCACCACAUUACAAAGUUGUGUACAGUGGAAUCGUUUCAAAAAAGUUGAAAAAGUAUAAAUAAAAAAGUAUCUGCUAAUUAAA
Molecule: messenger RNA, 832 nt
Organism: Culex quinquefasciatus (southern house mosquito)
Lineage: Eukaryota; Metazoa; Arthropoda; Insecta; Diptera; Culicidae
Product: solute carrier family 12 member 1-like
Exons: 2
Coding region: 366-812 (148 amino acids)
Biological process (GO): transmembrane transport
Cellular component (GO): membrane
Source: RefSeq, a predicted model, not a curated record